Molecule: messenger RNA, 1226 nt
Organism: Gastrolobium bilobum
Lineage: Eukaryota; Viridiplantae; Streptophyta; Magnoliopsida; Fabales; Fabaceae
Product: serine/arginine-rich splicing factor RS41-like
Exons: 6
Coding region: 304-1020 (238 amino acids)
Biological process (GO): mRNA splicing, via spliceosome
Cellular component (GO): nuclear speck
Molecular function (GO): RNA binding
Source: RefSeq, a predicted model, not a curated record
CUUCGACUCUGCCGGAAGAAAAUGAGGCCCGUCUUUUGUGGAAACCUGGAUUUCGACGCUCGCCAAUCUGAUGUUGAGAGGCUUUUCAGAAGAUACGGGAAGGUUGAUAGAGUGGACAUGAAAUCUGGAUUACUUGGAAAGUUGGAAUGUCCAUGCUCUUCUUGGAUGGACGUGCUUCUCUGCAUUUCUUUUCUAGAAUGUGCCCCAGCUUCUCCUUCUUGUAUUUUUCCAGAAGAAAUAAUCUGAUCCGCCCUAGCCCUGCCAUUCUGCAUUCCCUCAGCAUUCAUUGCUUUUUCAUUCCUCAUGACUUUUGCUCAGUGUUCAAUUUCCGACAUGUUACAACAUAGAAACCAUGAUGAUUUCGCAACUGUGGCAGGAUUUGCUUUUGUCUACAUGGAAGACGAACGUGAUGCUGAGUAUGCAAUCAGAAGACUUGAUAGAACAGAAUUUGGUAGAAAGGGGCGCCGGAUUCGUGUUGAGUGGACUAAGCAAGAACGUGACAGUAGAAGGCCAGGUGAUUCAAGAAAAUCUUCAACAAAUACGAAACCAUCCAAGACUUUGUUUGUUAUAAAUUUUGAUCCAGUUCACACCAGGACAAGGGAUUUGGAGAGACACUUUGAUCCCUAUGGGAAAAUAUUGAAUAUAAGGAUCAGAAGGAAUUUUUCUUUUAUUCAGUAUGAAUCCCAGGAGGAUGCUACUAGAGCUUUGGAUGCAACUAACCUAAGCAAGUUUAUGGAUCGUGUUAUCACUGUGGAGUAUGCUAUAAGAGAUGAUGAUGACAGAAGGAAUGGAUAUAGUCCUGAUAGAAGAGGUAAUGACUCCCCUGAUGGAAGAUAUGGUCGUGGCAGAUCCCCAAGUCCAUAUCGUAGAGGUAGAGGUAGCCCAGAUUAUGGUCAUGGAUCAAAUCCAGCUUCCAGACCAGAACCAAGAGGAAGCCCCAAGUAUGAACGUGCUGAAAGCCCAAUAAAUGGGAGAUAUGACAGCCGGUCUCCCCCACCCCGAGAUAGGUCGCGAUCCUGAGGAGAAGCUGAAUAGAACUGUCUGAAAUUCUUGUUAGACCAUUUUCAUUUUAUUAUUAGCUUAUUUUAGUCCAUACUUUGGCGGCAAAAAACUCGAACUUGCUUAUUGUAUUUACUGUUACGUUCGGUUAGAACCUUAAUGCGCAAUGUGCAAAGAUAUUAUGUUAGAUAUUAAUGUGUUGCUCAAGUUUUAUGAUCUUUCUUCUU